Molecule: messenger RNA, 3642 nt
Organism: Lytechinus variegatus (green sea urchin)
Lineage: Eukaryota; Metazoa; Echinodermata; Echinoidea; Temnopleuroida; Toxopneustidae
Product: FH1/FH2 domain-containing protein 3-like
Exons: 12
Coding region: 405-2444 (679 amino acids)
Biological process (GO): cortical actin cytoskeleton organization; actin filament network formation
Cellular component (GO): cytoplasm; cytoskeleton
Molecular function (GO): actin filament binding
Source: RefSeq, a predicted model, not a curated record
AGAAGAAAAAGGAAGAAACUUCAGAAAAUAACAAGAACAAGGAACCAAGUCAAGAGGAGAAAGAGGAAGUAGUUGUGCCUUUGAAACCAGUUGUUACAGAUACUAAAUCUGCUGUCAGGACUACAGACAAAAAUGAACAAGCACCAAAAGUGAUUGUUGAAAAUGGUAAGGCCGAGACUGAUCCGUCAGAUCGCGGGAAUUUAUUGUCCGUGACGACCAGUGAUCAGGAAGAGAAUGGUUCAUCGGGUAAGGUGUCACGGAAGAUAUCGACUACCUUGCAGAAUGUGAAAAAAUUGGAAGAGCGCAAGGUAGAACUUCAGGAAGUGAAAGAGAAAGAGGAGGAGGAGAAAAAGAAGUUGCAAGAGGACAAGGAAAUCUUGAACAAUAGCGGUGCUGUUCAGUCUAUGCAUAAACAGUUACAACAGCAACAGGAAAAAUCUGAGGAUCAGAAGGAGAAGACAGGACCACGUGGGGAUGUUAGUGGGAAGAUCAGUCAAGCCAUUGAGGGUAUCAAGGUCAGUAAUGUCGCUCCUAAGGCACCGGAACCUGUAGCGCCCAAGGAGGAUGAAAGCAAGAAGGAAGAGGAAGCUUGGGAGGAGGUUCUGAAGCUUAACGAUCGCGAGCUGCGGGUUAACAAAUGGGACUUCACCGAUCUGUGUCGGGAUGAUGACAAAGAUGUCCUUAAGCCGAUCCCGUUGAUGAUGGGUAUUGUACCUCACAUGACUGCUGCUGAUGGGGCACCACCACCACCACCUGUUCCUGGUCUAGGUGGACCCCCUCCACCACCCCCUGUCCCUGGUGCUCCACCUCCACCUCCCGCCAUUGGGGGGCCAGGGGCACCUCCACCACCACCACCAGUCAUCGACAGCAACACCUUCCCCAAAUCAAAGAAGAAGAAGACCGUCCGCCUCUUCUGGAAAGAGACCCAGCCAGAAACUAUGACUUUGGGAAGGAACGGUAUCAAAUCCACCAUUUGGACCCAGCUGGAUGAUGUCAACCUCGACAGUAAAAAGCUAGAACAUCUCUUUGAGUACAGAGGAAAGGAUCUUAUUACAAAGGAUCAUCAGAAAGCGAUGGAGGCAAACAAGAAGAACUUCAUCACGGUGCUAGAUCCUAAGAAAUCCAACGCAAUCAACAUCGGACUAACUGUACUCCCACAACCAAGGUCCAUCAAACAAGCUAUCUUGAAUAUGGAUAGCAUGGUGAUGAACAAAGAGGGUGUGGAGAAACUGUUGAGUAUGGUACCAUCAGAAGAAGAGGUUGCUAGGAUACAGGAAGCCAUGUUAGCAAACCCUGAUGUGCCUUUAGGAUCAGCUGAGCAGUUCCUUCACAUGUUAUCGACCAUCAGUGGUUUGGAAGCGAGACUCAAUCUAUGGCUCUUCAAAAUGGACUAUGAUAACAUGGAAGAGGAAGUUGCAGAACCAAUGGCUGACCUGAAGAAAGGCAUUGAAGACCUGAGAGAAUCCAAAACUUUCAAGAAGAUCUUAUCAACGUUGCUUGCCAUAGGAAACUUCUUGAACGGUGGAAGAGCUGCUGGUUUCAACCUAGAGUACUUGAGUAAGGUUCCAGAAGUCAAAGACACAGUCCACAAGCAAUCGCUCCUUCAUCAUCUUUGUGCAACGGUCAUGGAACAGUUCCCUGAUAGCUCGGACUUCUUCUCAGAGGUUGGAACUAUCUCAAGAUGUGCAAAGGUUGACUUUGACCAACUAACAAUCAAUCUUGCCAAGUUAGAAGAACAGUGUAAGGUGUCUUGGGACCAUCUUCAAGUCAUUUCACAACAUGAGAAAACAUCACAGAAUAAAAACAAGUUACAUGAUUUUCUACAAGAUUGUGCCAAGAGAAUAAUAGUACUCAAGAUAGUUCACAGAAGAGUCAGCAAUAGAUUUAACAAGUUCUUAUUGUACCUGGGUAUGAGUACGAGUGCAGCCAGGGAGGUCAAGAUUAGUGACUUCUGUCGUAUUAUCAGUGAGUUUGCUUUGGAGUACCGUAGCGCUAGGGAACGCAUCAUAGAACAAGAGAAGAAGAAAGCCAACCACCGGAAGAGGAAUAAGACAAGGGGCAAGAUGAUCACAGAGAACUUUUCAAUCAGUAAAGACAGUGCAGAGGAUGCCAAGUUAAAGGAACUACUUAGCACCCAGCAAGGAACAGCGCCGGGCGAUGAGACGUUACAGAGCAGACAACGAGCUAGACCUUCAAUGAGCGGCCGUCUGAACAUGAGCAUGACGGCCGAUGAAGAAGUGGCCGAUGAACAAACUGAUGAAAUGAUCCAAAUUCUUGUCAACACAGCCAAAAAUACCAGCUCACGAUCUGCCCCGCGAGAGCGUAAACGCACUCGCAACACCAACCGGAAAUCUCUCAGGAGAACACUGAAGAGUGGAUUGACGGACGCGGAGAGACAAGCACUGGGUCUCUUACAUGCCAAGUCCUCGGAAGUCCAUGUAUGAUGACCAACUGCCUCUGUCCCUAUGCUAAGGACCGGUAUACCCCCUUCUAUCCAUCACCAAUAGCACAUUGCAUCAUUGGAGAAAGACCAGGAGAGGAUGAUCAAAGAAUGCUCGUUUGACUUUGAGAUGAAGUUGUUGAGUGCAUUAUAGGUCACACGCACCAGAUUCUUCAUGUUUCCAUUAUCAUAUUCUCAAUGUCUGUUCGGGCCAGAAGGCUGUUAACCAGUCACCUUAUGUAACUGUGUGGUCCCUGUGCAAAGUCUGUGGAAAUUACAGAAUUCCAGUGUGGUAGGGUUAAAAUCUCAGCUGUGCCAAGAAGUGUUAACCCUUUGAAUACUGGGCUCUGUGAAUAUGUCUUUAUCCCGGGAUCAUAGAGUAUGGAUUAAAAUCCCUUCAGGUUCAAUGAGGAUAAUCUUGUUGCAACGACUCUCAGAAUCCUGAAAGUGAGGACAUGAAAUGAUUGAAAUGCACCGCAGGAUUCCCUUGGGUGACUCAAGUUUGGUGUUGGGUGUCAGUGUUUAAGAACGUGAAUCAAGGUUGUGAACGACACUGACUGUGAGUCUGCAAGACUGAUACCAACCGUAUCAUUGAGACCCGAACACCUAGUGACAUUGAUCCAAACUCAUCCCAAGCUUGGUGUUACGCUUGGUUAUUUCUGUAACACCUUCUAACACCAACCUCCAACUUUUAACACUAAACUUUAAAACACCCAGUGGAUAUUUCUUGUGCAUCUCAAAUAUUUGUGUUAUGCUACCCAUUUGGUAAUGGGACUCCUACUCAUGACAGUAACAUUUAACUUAUCCUUUGAUGAAUUUAAGUAUUCACAAGUUGUGCUCAAUUAAUUAUUGCAAAGCUUUAUCCUUUGUCAAAGCUUUGCUGUGAACAUAUGAUGAUAAAUAGUUUUCUAUAAAUGUCCUUUUAUUAGAAAAUAAUUGUUAUAUUGAGCUCUUUUUUAAAUCUGAAUAAACCGUUUCUCUGCUUGGAGAACAACAAACGUGGCCUUUGAAGCAAUCUCUAUCAGUAUUUUCUUGAUGAGGGUAAGUCAUAAUGUGAAACUGUGUGAUUUGAUAUGAAGGGGGAUAUCAUGAUAUUGUGGCAUUAUAGAUACUGAAAUUGUCUAAUGCAAUCAUGUGAUUUGAUUAAGAGGAUAAUGGAUCAAAUGGCGUUGAUAAUCAAUACGUUGUUACCAGCUGAGAAA